AUGAAGUGAAUCUAACUAUGAAAUAGGGACUCGAGAAAUAAGUUCUUAAAUUUUAUAAUUCCCAAAACGUAUUCCAUAUUCUUCAUUUUAUAUUCGUUCGAUGGUUUUUCGAAUAUAUUGACUGGGUAAAAUGAAGAAAACCAAAUCUUUCUAUGCUCCAACCCUAAUUGAAGGUCUUGAAGCACGCCCUCAAGUUCAGUACCUGAGUUGUAGUGAAAGUCAAGACAUAGUAUAAAAUACUUCGUGCUAAUAGUUGACCGGCGAUAAAUCGAGAGGUAUUUAGUGAACUCCGUAAAGGAAUUUAGUCGUAUAAGUGUAUUGAAGAUAUUCAAAAUGGAUAAAAUUAACGAGAACCAGAUAAAAAUUGAAACAACCGUCGAGAAAGACAACCAGGAUGAGGUGAAUACAGUGUCCACGGAAACAAACACACAGGUUCUGGAUUCCAAUAGAGGUUUACUAUUCGUAACUCAGAUUCCCUUGUGUUUCUAUGAGGAAGAGAUGAUGGAACAUUUUUCGCAGUUUGGACACGUAACAAAUGUGAAAAUUUGCAGAUCUAAAUUGUCUGGGAUGAGCAAAGGAUGCGGCUUCGUGGAAUUCACAACUUCUGAGAUGGCCAAAAUUGCGUUGGAAACAACCAACAACUCCAUCUUCUCCAAGAAGAGGAUUUCAGCUUCCUUCGUACCGUUUGAGAAGAGACCGUCGUUCAAUUCAGUUGUUCGUAAAAAUGCUGCAGGGGAAUACGGACCUGGCAAGAAUUCGUUGACCAGAAGCAAAAUUUUACGUAAUAGAUAUAUGGCAAAGAAGAAAACUCUAGCAACUAUCCGAUUGCAAGCGAUGGAGUGCAAAAUUCAAGCCGUUGAAUAGAUGAUAGAUUUUAUAUUUGAAGUAUAUUAAGGUAAAAUCAAUAACAUUGUUUCGAAAUGCUUCUUUUUUUAUACUUAACUUAUUUAAAUGCUUUUUUUUAGUUUAUUAAUGUAUUUUCUGUUAAAAAGUUGAAUAAUCUGUUUCCAAAAAUUCGCUCAACCAAAUAUCUACAUCUAAAUGUUGUUUUAAAAUGAAUCAAUUGAAUAAAUCCUAGAAAU
Messenger RNA from Coccinella septempunctata (seven-spotted ladybird), 1082 nucleotides. Its product is annotated as MKI67 FHA domain-interacting nucleolar phosphoprotein-like. The coding region runs from base 334 to 864 and encodes 176 amino acids. The transcript has 3 exons. The record is from RefSeq and is a predicted model, not a curated record. Lineage: Eukaryota; Metazoa; Arthropoda; Insecta; Coleoptera; Coccinellidae. Gene Ontology annotation, biological process: maturation of LSU-rRNA from tricistronic rRNA transcript (SSU-rRNA, 5.8S rRNA, LSU-rRNA). Gene Ontology annotation, molecular function: RNA binding. Gene Ontology annotation, cellular component: nucleolus.